Pelodiscus sinensis (Chinese soft-shelled turtle) is the source of this 1168-nucleotide messenger RNA. RefSeq names its product opioid growth factor receptor (gene OGFR). The record is from RefSeq and is a predicted model, not a curated record. Lineage: Eukaryota; Metazoa; Chordata; Testudines; Trionychidae. Gene Ontology annotation, cellular component: membrane. Gene Ontology annotation, molecular function: opioid growth factor receptor activity.
CACCCACGUGUCUGGCUUUGUACCCCUCCCAGCUGCUAAGCCAGAGCCUCUUUCGCUUUCCUUUCCCAGCGGCCGGGGGGCCCUGAUGGCGGCUUGGGGGAGCUUCGGUGAGCGGGAGGACGGCGCGAAGAAAGACCGGGGCUUCUGGGAGUACGACUCCACCUGGGAAAGCGAUGAGGGGGAGGCGGCUGGAGCAGACAGCGAGGAGGAGGAUUCCUUGCCGGGGAGGUUGCAGGGCUCCCAGCAGGCCGGCGGCGCACAGUCUAGAUGGUAUUGUUUAUACAGGACGUCGAUUAUGUUUUUGUGGAAAGCUCUUUCAGCUCUUAAACUUUCAGAUGCCCAGGAACGAAGACGACCAACGGUCUCAUCAAUGGGCUAUAGAGGUUUUGAGUUCUCGAUGGGACGCAACUGGACAGCUGCAAAAGAUAUGCAGAGAUACAGGCAUCAUUAUCCGGGUUUGGAAGAAGGGGAAGAUGAUGAUGAAGAGGAGGAGGAGAUGUGGAAUUUAAGUUUUUACAAAAAUGAUAUUAGCUUUCUGCCUCAUGGUUUAUAUAUUGAUGAGCUCCUUGAAGCUUGGCAGGAGGACUAUGAGACUCUGGAAGAAAAUCAUUCUUAUAUACAAUGGCUGUUCCCUUUACGUGAGCGUGGGAUGAACUGGCGCGCAAAGCCUCUCACACUUAAAGAAAUUCAGGCCUUUAAGAAAAAUGAGGAAGUUAUGCAAAGAUUCGUUAGAGCUUACAAACUCAUGCUGGGUUUUUAUGGAAUAAACUUGAUAAAUCAAGAAACGGGGCAAGUGAGAAGAGCAGAAAACUGGAUUCAGAGAUUUCGCAACCUUGAUCGGUUUAGUCACAACAAUUUACGGAUAACCCGUAUUCUGAAGUGUCUGGGAGAGAUGGGGUAUGAACACUAUCAAGUGCACCUGGUGAAGUUUUUCCUAACAGAGACUCUUGUUUUCCAAACGCUCCCAAAUGUUAAGAGAAGUGCCUUGGAUUACUUCCUGUUCACCAUCCGAAACAAGCAUAAGCGAAGGGAGCUGAUACACUAUGCAUGGAAACACUUCAAACCUCAGCAUAGGUUUGUAUGGGGGCCUCCUAAGAAACUCCUGGCAUACAAACCUCCGUUGCCAAAGACCCAGCACUGCCAAAAGGCUGCUGCAGCAAAAGGCUGA